GAGCAGACGCAGUGUGGCUUCAGACGCCGUAGAGGGAGGUUGUGUCUGUAGCUGCUGGCGUUUCUAUUGUGGGUAUAUGACCACUUGCUGCGUUGGAUAUUGUGCGAACUAUUUACAGAACAACAACAGACUUUUGAGUACUUGUGUGAGACCUCUUUAUAAAGUCUGUGCAGGCUGACUUAAUAUAUUCACACAUCUUAAAGAGACGGUUGUGGGAAUUCAGACUGAGUGUGGUGGUUUGGCCUGGGUGUGAGGCCAGGCUAGACUGAGGUGCAUCGGUUGUAUGAAGAUGACGGGAACAGUAAGGAGAGUAACGGCGGUGCUGCUGUUGUCCGUGGUGUGGCAGGUCUCUGGUCAAGAUGAAGGUGGUACGUGCGUGUGGUAUGGACAGUGUGGCCAGAACCCAGACGCUAGCGGUGGUCAUAUGGCCAACUGCCCGUACACAGGGCCCCCCAAGCCCAUGGACCCCAUUACCCAGGGCAAACUUGCCUCCCUGUGCCCAGAGUUCGUCGCUGCCAUCACUCCAUCUGAUCCAGCUGCCAAUAUUAGCACUUGCUGUGACCCAGAUCAGGUCACUACAUUGAACCAGCAGAUGGCUACGGGGCUGGGCCUUCUCCAGCGAUGUCCAUCCUGCGUGAGGAAUUUCCGUCAGCUAUUCUGUCACAUGACAUGUAGCCCUCACCAGAAUGACUUUAUGUUUGCCAAAGUAAUAAAAAAUGCUACUGACACAAAAAAGCCAGUCAUCACCACACUGGCAGUACAUGUCACUGAAGAAUUUGUAGAUGGAGUGUACACUUCCUGUAAGGAUGUUGCCAUGCCAUCGGCCAAUGAGAAAGCAAUGUCUAUAAUGUGCGGAAAGUGGGGGACAUACUACUGCACAGGAGAACGCUGGUUUAACUUCAUGGGAUCGGUGGCCAAUUCCUUUGCACCAUUUCAGAUUGAUUAUAUCUACAAAGAAAGUACAAACACAACAUUUAAACCAUUUAAUGAGACUAUCACUCCUUGUAGUGCUGCCAUAUCUAAUGACUCCCGAGCCUGCAGCUGUUUGGACUGUGAAGCCUCGUGCCCCCAGCCGUCCCCUCUCCCCCCACUACCACAGCCCUUCACUAUAUAUGGGGUUGACGGGCUAGAGGUGGUCAUGGCGCUGGUGUUCUUGCUCAUCACGUCAACGUUUCUCACUAUUUACGUGUGUCAUUCGUGUCGCUCUCAGAGUAUUGAUAUUUCAAUCGAUACCCCUACUGGACCAUCGUGGGCCGAGGAGCCGAGCUGUUUAGAGAGAGCCGGGUCCUGGAUAGACGACGCUUUGCAAAAAUUCUUCACAGCUUGGGGUACAGUUUGUGCCGAACACCCCUGGACUGUGCUAAUAGUGGGACUUCUGGUAUCAGUCGGCCUCUCCGUUGGCAUCAUCUUCCUGAAAGUGACCACAGAUCCGGUUGAGCUGUGGGCGGCUCCAAAUUCCAGGUCGCGCAUCGAGAAGGAAUUCUUCGACAAGAACUUCGAACCAUUUUACCGCACGGAGAUGCUCAUCAUCCGUCCCGUUGGCAUAGGCUCGGUCUCUCACCAAACUCCCGAUGGCCAAGAGAUGUGGGGUCCAGUAUUCAACAUGACAUUCCUACAAGAGGUGCUCAAACUACAGAACCAUAUCACCGGAAAUAUAUUGGGUAGGGUUAACAAGGAGGAAGUUUCCCUGCAGGACAUCUGCUUCAAGCCGCUCUCACCUACCAACAACAACUGCACCAUCCAGAGUGUGUUAAACUACUUCCAGAACGACCCGGGCAAUCUGAAUAUCUCCUCGGAAGAUGCAUUCGGACACGAGGUCAAUUAUCUCAACCAUCUGGAUUCUUGCUUCAGGAACCCUGUAUCACCUAUUGAAGAACAAUUAGGAAUUCCUUGUCUUGGUGAAUAUGGUGGUCCUGUCUUCCCCUUCAUUGCCUUGGGAGGAUUCUUGAAUGGAUCACAGGACCUUGGGGCCAAUCCUCCAUACAAGAAUGCCACAGCUCUUGUUAUUACCCUGGUGGUCAAUAACUUCUAUGACAAGGACAAGAUUGCGGAAGCUAUGGCCUGGGAGGAAGCAUUCCUCCAGUUUAUGAAGAAUUUCUCUCACCCCAUGAUGGACAUCGCUUAUACUGCUGAGCGAGCAAUCCAGGAUGAACUGAAGCGCGAAAGCGAGGGCGACAUCAUAACUAUCCUCAUCUCGUACUGCAUCAUGUUCGCUUAUAUCGCUCUGGCCCUCGGGGACUUCACUCGCUGUAGUCGUCUUCUGGUGGACUCCAAGAUCACUCUCGGCCUCGGUGGUGUGCUCAUCGUGCUUAUCUCUGUCUCGUCGUCCGUUGGUUUCUAUGGUUACAUCGGCGUCCCUGCCACUCUUAUUAUCAUUGAGGUUAUUCCCUUUUUAGUUUUAGCUGUUGGUGUUGACAACAUGUUCAUCUUAGUUCAGACAUACCAGCGAGAAUCUCGUCGACCAACAGAGACGCGUUCAGAUCACAUUGGUCGCGUCGUUGGGCAGGUGGCGCCUACCAUCCUACUUGCCUCGUGCUCGGAGGCUGCUUGUUUCUUUUUAGGAGCGUUGUCGGGCAUGCCAGCUGUACAUGCCUUCGCUCUCUAUGCUGGGUUGGCUCUCACUAUCGACUUCCUUCUACAAGUGACGUGUUUUGUCUCGCUUGUGGCUCUCGACGCUAAGAGACAGGAAGAAAACAGGUUUGAUAUCCUGUGUUGUGUCAGAGGCUCGGACAAAGAGGGAACAUCUCAAGAAGGAUCAUUACAGAAGGUGUUCAAGUAUGUUUACACCCCAGCGCUUCUCUCGCGCGUCGUCCGGCCCGCCGUGAUGAUCGUGUUCUUCGGGUGGUUCUGCUCCAGUAUUGCCGUUUUACCCAAGAUUGUCAUUGGUCUCGAUCAAGAACUUUCAAUGCCUGAUGACUCCUACCUUCAGAAAUAUUUUGUUUACCUGAGUGAAUUCCUGAGUGUGGGACCACCUGUUUACUUUGUACUUAAAGGAAAUUUCCACUUCAACAAUUUCUCCGAACAAAACAAGAUUUGUGGCACCGUUGACUGUAACUCGGACAGUUUGUCAACUCAAGUGUAUAUUGCUUCUCUCCUUUCCAACAGAACCUUUGUUGCUCAGCCAGCAUCAUCAUGGCUCGACGAUUACAUGGAUUGGUCUCUGUUUAACAUAGACGGUGAAGCUGGUAACCCCUGUUGCCGUGUCAGAGAAGACGGCUCCUUCUGUCCAGCGAGUUCAUAUGACGAUUGUGCACAUUGUAACAUAAGUGUGAUAGAUGAUGGACUACGACCUGAUCCUACCUCUUUCAUGGAGUAUUUGCCCUUUUUCCUGGAAGAUGUACCCUCCGAGGACUGUCCUAAGGCAGGUCACGCGGCAUAUGGACAAGCAGUUAACAUCAUCACCAACCCUGAUAAUGAGACGAGUGUUGGCGCCAGUUACUUCAUGACAUAUCACACCAUCUUGAAGUCAUCGCAUGACUAUUACGCAGCUCUCGAGUGGGCCAGAGACAUCUCCCAGAACAUCACGAUGACCAUAAACAAAGGCUUAGAGCAGCCUCAGUAUGAAGUGUUCCCAUACAGUGUCUUCUAUGUGUUUUACGAGCAGUACCUUACAAUGUGGGAAGACGUGUUGAAAUCUCUGGGCAUCUCCCUGGUCACUGUGCUUCUGGUGAGCAUCGUCCUCUCUGGCCUGGACGUGGCCUCGUCCUGCAUGGUCAUCAUCACCAUCAUGAUGAUCCUCGUCAACCUCGGUGGGCUCAUGUACUGGUGGGACAUCUCCCUCAACGCAGUCUCGCUGGUCAACCUCGUUAUGGCUGUGGGUAUUUCAGUGGAGUUUUGCAGUCACAUUACUCAUGCGUUCUCCCUCUCUAUGGAAGAAACCAGACUACAACGGGCAAAAGAUGCACUCAUCACUAUGGGCAGCUCAGUUCUGUCGGGCAUCACGUUCACCAAGUUUGGUGGCAUCAUUGUACUAGCAUUCGCCCAUUCAAAAAUCUUCAAAGUUUUCUAUUUCCGCAUGUACCUGGGCAUCGUACUGUUUGGUGCGGCACAUGGUUUGAUAUUCCUGCCUGUCAUACUCAGCUUCUUUGGGCCGAAGUCCAACAGGUGCCGCAUACAGAAACGUCAGUGGAGUCGUAUUGCGGAGAGCUUCCACGGCUCCAUGUCCCUGAACGAAGAGGUGCCUGACCUGCAGCAUCCCAUCAACAUUUCCGCUGUAGACACUCACAUAAUACAGCCCGACAUCCAUCCCAGCUAUGGAGGCACAGACAAUGAGGCAUUUACUUGAUUAGAUUAGUGAGACUAUGGCAAAAGAUGUACAUAUGGUUAUACUUGAGAUGUUGAUGUGUAAAUGAUGUCUUGGUAUUGUAUUGGAUCUGACACUAUAUAUUGGUUUAUGGCUAACUGCUGGAGGGAGGUGUAAAUUUUCAUCUGGGUUAAAAUAUAAAAAAUUUUGUCGAGUACAGUAUAGUGUUGGCUUCAUGCUGUACUUUUUUGAUGGGGUAAAAUGUUCAGCUUUUUAAAUGGAUGAGUAAAAUUGGUUAUAAUAUUCUCUACCCAAUUGAGGAAAGUUUUAAUUAUCAUAUAUUGAAUAAGUGGCCAGUAUAGUAUCUUUUCUGUACUUGGUUAGUGGUUAGUAUUUAUACAGUAGCCAAGUCAAGUUUUCAUAACCCCUAAAUAUUUAUUAUAACAAGCUGUCUUCUGUGUUGCUAAAAGUAUCCAGCUUAGGAUAGAGCAAGAAAUUUUUUCUUUGGAUGUUAAUAGACUAAUAGAUUAUUUUAGUCAUUGUUGUGAAGAACAGAUGAUAGAUCCAGCAAGAAAAACGUCUCUGUAUUGUAAUAUUUAUAGGGCAACCUUCAGUAUACUUUAGGACCAAACAUAACUUCUGAAUGGUUACCAGGAAACUGACACUGUACUUCUUGCUGGUUCUCAAGUUUUAUAAGUUCCAUAUAUAACUUCCAUACUUAUGUACAGCCAGAACCUAGGUGAAGGUGUGGGCUAAAUAUCAUGUUUUUAUAGAACCAAAUACUGUUCAGUAGAAUCCCGGUUAUCCGAAGUCCAGGCAAUCAGCAGAUUCAACCAACCGGCACCAAGAUGAAAAAAAAAUAAUAAUAAUUCCUCCAAAAUCAGCUACAGUUGUAAGUUUGAAUACCACAAAGAAU
Molecule: messenger RNA, 5159 nt
Organism: Homarus americanus (American lobster)
Lineage: Eukaryota; Metazoa; Arthropoda; Malacostraca; Decapoda; Nephropidae
Product: NPC intracellular cholesterol transporter 1-like
Exons: 23
Coding region: 284-4285 (1333 amino acids)
Cellular component (GO): membrane
Molecular function (GO): lipid carrier activity
Source: RefSeq, a predicted model, not a curated record